UGACGACCGAUUUUGGUUCGAACUUUCGACGCUUUCCGAAGUAGCUAAAACGGAACGCGUCUCCUACUCUUUCCGCUUCUUUCAAAUGCAGUAAAAGACUCGUCUUUUCCGGCGGUGGACGCCAUAUGAGUAGUAUUUUUGAAGUGUGCUAGUCUCUAAGGACGUUUUCGAUUGCGGUUGUCAUCCCAUUGCAUACGGCUCCAGCUUUCAUCCGACCGUAAUGGAUUUGGAAUUUAAAGAUGUGGAAAAUACUCCUACUGAUCAAAAGAGGCACAAAAUCCGUAUCACAUUGACUUCUAAGAACAUCAAAAGUUUAGAAAGUGUGUGCUCUGAGAUGAUUGCUGAUAUCAAAAAGAGGAAACUGCCAGUUAAAGGACCAGUACGUAUGCCAACCAAAUUCUUGCGUAUCACAACUAGGAAAACACCUUGUGGUGAAGGUUCAAAGACAUGGGACAGAUUCCAAAUGAGAAUUCAUAAGAGGGUGAUCGAUUUAAAAUGCCCAAGCGAUAAAGUCAAACAAAUCACUAGUGUCAACCUCGAACCCGGUGUUAUUGCUGAAGUUAGCAUUGCUAGCGAGUGAUGUGUUUUUUUUUAUAUAAUAUAUGAUUUGAAUGGUACGACAACUAAUAUCAUGUCUAAUAAAAGUUAAAAAUUACAUCA
Molecule: messenger RNA, 660 nt
Organism: Metopolophium dirhodum (rose-grain aphid)
Lineage: Eukaryota; Metazoa; Arthropoda; Insecta; Hemiptera; Aphididae
Gene: RpS20
Product: small ribosomal subunit protein uS10
Exons: 3
Coding region: 221-580 (119 amino acids)
Biological process (GO): translation
Cellular component (GO): ribosome; cytosolic small ribosomal subunit
Molecular function (GO): structural constituent of ribosome
Source: RefSeq, a predicted model, not a curated record